Messenger RNA from Etheostoma spectabile (orangethroat darter), 3616 nucleotides. It is a transcript of the gene kcnk10b, whose product is annotated as potassium channel, subfamily K, member 10b. Gene Ontology annotation, biological process: stabilization of membrane potential; potassium ion transmembrane transport. The coding region runs from base 461 to 2197 and encodes 578 amino acids. Gene Ontology annotation, cellular component: plasma membrane. The record is from RefSeq and is a predicted model, not a curated record. The transcript is spliced from 7 exons. NCBI's taxonomy places the organism in Eukaryota, Metazoa, Chordata, Actinopteri, Perciformes, Percidae. Gene Ontology annotation, molecular function: potassium ion leak channel activity; outward rectifier potassium channel activity.
UACGGUAGCCUAAAAUGCAGGUGGAGUAGAGCGCUUUGGGAACGAAAGGGAGGAGAGCAUCCUUCCCCGUUGUUCUUGAUGCCGGCGUAACGCGUGGGUAAAGUUGCUGUUUUUUGGACACACUGACUGUGGUUGUGGACCGGACCACUGGUGUGUGUGUGUGUGUGUGUGUGUGUUUGAGUGUGAGACGUUAUGUGGCUCAUUGAAAGGUCUAAGUGCCUAUCUCUCUUGUCAGACAAACACCGCGCGUCCAAGCGAGGUGGAGAAAAAAGGAGGGGGGACAGCAGGGGCAGACAAUGCGGUUCUGCGAUGCGUUUAUUCCUCCGUACAAUUUACACCCAGAUACACGAAAACACGAUGUCCUAAAGAUGUGGAAGAAUUCCUCGUUAUUCCUUUUCUCUAUUUUUUUAAUAGAAUUGAACACAAUUCCCUUACGUUUCGAUUGAGAACAAAAAUAGAGAUGAAAUUUCCAAUAGAAACCCCAAGGAAACAAGUUAACUGGGACCCCGAACAACAAGUGGCGGUCCAGACCAACUUGGUCCCUCCCAAAAAGGUCCAGCCUGGCAUGGCUAAAUCAAGUCUAGUCCAGGCCAGUGUGGCCACUAUGCAGAACCCCAUGGGCUGUGACCCUAAGACCAAUGGUCACUGUCCACUGCCACGCCUGUCCAUCUCCUCCCGCUCUGCCAGUGUAGUGGCCAGCAUGGACACCAGCUAUGACGGCACGGUUGCAGCGCUCCACUCAGUGAUGAAGUGGAAGACGGUGGUGGCGGUGUUCAUCGUGGUCGUUCUCUACCUGGUUUGUGGAGGUCUGGCAUUCAGGGCACUGGAGCAGCCGUUUGAGAGCAACCAGAAAACCAGUAUCACGCUGGAGAAAGCUUCGUUCCUGGAGAGACACCCCUGUGUGACUCCUAAUGAGCUGGAGGCGCUUAUCAAGCAUUCCAUAGAUGCUGUGAGUGCAGGAGUGAGUCCUAUUGGAGACACAUCCUACAAUUCCAGUUACUGGGACCUGGGCAGUGCCUUCUUCUUUGCUGGAACUGUCAUCACAACCAUAGGUUAUGGAAACAUAGCUCCAAGCACGGAGGGCGGGAAAAUCUUUUGCAUCCUUUAUGCCAUAUUUGGCAUACCUCUCUUUGGCUUCUUGUUGGCGGGGAUUGGAGACCAGCUGGGGACCAUCUUUGUGAAAAGCAUCUUGAGAGUUGAGAAGAUAUUCAGGCAAAAACACAAACAGAUCAGCCAAACUAAGAUCAGAGUGACGUCCACCAUCCUGUUCAUCCUGGCUGGCUGCAUUGUUUUCGUCACCAUCCCUGCUGUCAUCUUUAAACACAUCGAGGGCUGGACCACACUAGAAGCCAUCUACUUUGUUGUGAUCACACUCACUACAGUGGGAAUAGGAGACUAUGUGGCAGGUGGUAACCGUAGGAUUGACUAUAUGAAGUGGUACAAGCCUCUGGUGUGGUUCUGGAUUUUGGUUGGUUUGGCGUACUUUGCGGCUGUCCUCAGUAUGAUCGGAGACUGGCUCAGAGUACUGUCUAAAAAGACCAAAGAGGAGGUUGGGGAGAUUAAAGCUCAUGCAGCUGAAUGGAAGGCAAAUGUUCGAGCAGAGUUCCGUGAAACGCGUCGCCGCCUGAGUGUUGAGAUCCAUGACAAGCUCCAGAGGGCCGCUACCAUCCGCAGCAUGGAGCGGCGUCAACUUGGCCUGGAGCAGCGAGCUCACUCCCUGGACAUGCUGUCUCCAGAGAAGCGAGCCUUGUUUGCCAGCCUGGAUGCCGGCCGCUUUAAGACUUCCUCUCAGGAGAGCAUCGACACCAAGCUCAACAAUUUAAGGCUGAAGGGGGCCUGUGGGCCAUACGACCAUCAGGGGAGUGAGCAAACAGAACAGACGGCAUCUUCCUCGGAGGAGAAUCUCUUCAACCUGCGCUUUGGAUCCCUCACCAAGCUGGCCAGACGUAACAAGAACCGCGAGCUCCGGAGGAACAUUGAUGAAGUUGAGCGACGGGCGAGUGUAGGCAUAAGCAAUGGCAGUGCCAUGCGGGGUGAGGAGAGGACGGAAGUAGAAGAAGAUGGGGACCCAGAUGAGGAAAACGAAGAAAGAAAAGAAGGAAACACCAGUCUGACAAACCUGGCACAGUGCGCAAUUGAGUGCAGCAGGAUGAAUGGCUUCACACCAGGGGAUGCCAAAGACAGAAGGAACGACUAGGCAUUGAAUGGAGUGCUUCAGAGACAGAGAGAGAAACAGAGUGAAAGAUACAGAGACAGAGACAGAGAACAAGAGUGCAUGAUCCUUUGAGAUGUCAAUAAAUGUGCCUUUCUGUUUCCUAUGCUUAUAUUUGAACAGCUCCCAGGAAAUUUAGUCAUCGUGCCAUAGCCAUGGGAGGAUAAUAUGUUGCCAAAAAAUUGAAGAGACAGAAGAGGCUGUACUUAAAAUACCUCAUAUCGGAUGUUACUGUAGAAUGGGCUUCUUAAGAACAUUUAUUUCUAUAGGAGCUAUCUUUCCAGCUUUGUUGUCUUUCAGCCUUGAUGACUCUUAAGAGACACUUGAGCAACAGCGGUCUGUUAAUGUUAAAUCUUAUUUUUUAAUAAUGUGGGCAGGAAAUCCAGAGAGCUACGCUCAUGGUAUCCAUUUUACGACGUAAAAUGAAUGGAGGAUGGGAGGUUGUAUUUAUGCUGGAUAAAUAGACAAUACGAGCAUCUGCCUAGUUGACAUGUACAAUUAUUCCUACAUGGUAUGCGACUUUGAAAAUGCAACCAACAGUAAAAUUACUACAUACUAAAAGUUCAUAUCUGUUCACCUUAAUUGUGCAUGGAUAUUAAAACACAAUCAUAGCGGUUGAUUGACUAACUUUAAAGCUUGAAAUGACAGCUGUAAUAAUGUUUCUUUUUGUUUUAAGAUGAAAUGUACUGCUUUCUUUCAUAUUUUGUGGAAAAAAACAUGUAUUUCAGAAAUGAUUGCCACCAUUUUGGAUCAACACUGAGCUGGAUUUCAACUAACAGACACAUUUAACCACUAUGGGAUUGUCAGCCAUGUUAAAACAUUUUUGUAUAUGACAUUCACUUCACAAAUGUCUUCAUACUUCAGUCUUUUUUUGUAAAUUACUUUUAAAUGAAUGAAUGUGAUGCUGUUGAUUUUGUAUUCAUCAAGCAUGUUGGAAUCUGUGUUUCCUCCUUUUUAUAUCAGUCAAGCACUUGAGUUGAAUUUUUCAUUGAACUGUAAAAUAUGAAGCUAAUAUACCAUGUUGCUUAUUUUGUAUUUCUUUUCUGAAAUGGUCAAAUAUUGUGGCUUCAAUCAUCUUCACACUGAAAUUUGUUGAAAUGUUUGACACAUGAGCUUUAACUUUAUUCACAUUUUACACACAGGCACUGACACUACUACCCAACGCCUUCUUUACAUUUUACAGAAUAUAUAUAUAUAUCACUAGCGUGCAUUGCAGACAUUUCUAAAGGCGAAAUACACACACACACAUACUGGUUGUACUUUUAACUGUUAACUGAUAUCCUUAACAUUUUCAUGAUCAUGACCUAUGACACGUUUGUUGUAUACAGUUUAUUUUAUAAACAGAUCACAUUAAAUGUAGUGAGUGCCUUUUUCCAGAUAAUAAACAUGAGAAUACAUUUGAAA